CAGAAAAUAAAAAAUCUUCUGAUCUAUGCUCUUGAUUGACUUUAAUAAAUACAGUACUAUUUAAUUCCACUAUAUAUUUUACUGUCUUACUGUAUUCUUUCUAAUUAAUAAGCUUUUAUGGUAAUUUUAGUCUUUGACUGAUUAAUGUAAGCGUAUCUGAAGGUAGUUGAGCGUCACGUCAAGUAUAAAAAACAAAAUGAAACCAAGCGGCAGCGGUGACGAAUAUGAGGAACCAGAGCAUACGCGUAAGUUGUUCAUAGGAGGCCUAGAUUACCGCACUAAUGAUGACUCACUGAAAGAAUUUUAUGAACAAUGGGGUGAAAUUGUUGAUGUAGUUGUAAUGAAAGAUCCACAAACUAAGAGGUCAAGAGGAUUCGGUUUUAUCACUUAUUCUAGAGCACACAUGGUUGAUGAUGCCCAGAAUAGUAGACCUCAUAAAAUUGAUGGCAGAGUUGUAGAACCAAAGAGGGCAGUGCCAAGAGAGGAGAUAAAUAGACCAGAUGCCAGUGCCACAGUAAAAAAACUAUUUGUUGGAGGCUUAAAACAAGAUAUAGAAGAAGAGGACAUAAAGAAUUACUUUAGUUCUUAUGGAAAUAUUUUAUCUGUGACUUUAGUUACCGAAAAGGAUACAGGGAAAAAGAGAGGUUUCGGUUUUGUGGAGUUCGACGAUUAUGACCCUGUUGAUAGAAUAUGUUUGCAACAGAAUCACAAGCUCAAUGGCAACCGGCUAGAUGUGAAGAAAGCUCUGUCUAAGUCUGAAAUGGGCGGUGGCGGUGGAGGUCGCCGCGGUGGCGGACGUGGCGGCGGUGGCGGCGGUGGCGGUGGUGGCGGCGGCUGGGGGCACCGGCAGAACCAGGACUGGGGUAGUUCCGAUGAUGGUGGAUAUAAUUCAGGAUAUGGACAAGGAGGAUGGAGCAACCAUAAUCCAUGGGAGUCCAACAAUUCUGGAGGCAACUGGAGCAAUCAGGGUUAUGGCGAUCAGGGUGGCUGGGGCCAGUCAUCAAACAAUUUUGGAGGUGGCUAUCAGCAAGGUUUUGGAGGUGGUCCCAUGAGAGGUAACUACAAUACCUCAAGGGCCCAACCUUAUAAUUCAGGGGGCGGCGGAGGUGGUGGAUAUGCAAGCGGCGGCGGCGGUAGCGGUGGUAGUGGUGGCAGCGGAGGCUCCGGCCCUAGCUACAACACUGCGGGCAACCCAUCUGGUGGUAGCGGCGGUAACCAGCGCAGAUUUUAAAGCAGCACUAACUCCUCUUGUCUCAAGUUACGCUUAGUUGAAGCUAGGCAGGCAGGCAGGCAGGCGGUAGUAUAGUGAUGGGAGGUAGGCCACGCAACAACUAGCUAGUGAGGGCCAAGCGGAUUUAGUGAAGCGACCACAUUUAAAAGUCAUUUAAUGUUUUAUUUCUCCUUCAAGUAAGGUUUGUUCACAAUAAGGUACUGUGUAGGCACUAGAAUCGUUUAUAAUUUUUGCCCAUUUCAGCACAUCACAGUUUUUACAUAUUAAACAUAUUAAGCACACCUGUUAUGGUCAGCAGUUUUACUAAAAA
This is a messenger RNA of Achroia grisella, 1541 nucleotides long. Its product is annotated as heterogeneous nuclear ribonucleoprotein A1, A2/B1 homolog. The coding region runs from base 197 to 1231 and encodes 344 amino acids. The transcript has 7 exons. Lineage: Eukaryota; Metazoa; Arthropoda; Insecta; Lepidoptera; Pyralidae. The record is from RefSeq and is a predicted model, not a curated record. Gene Ontology annotation, molecular function: RNA binding.